CUCCAUCAAAGUGGCAAAAGGGAAGCCUCCUGGGUUCACCUCCCGUCGCUCGCCCGCUCGCUCGCUCGCUCACCAGCCUGGCAGGCUGCAGCCUUUGCACGCUGCCGGUCGCAGCUGGUUCGGCGCCAGGAGUUUCCACGCCCGGCGCUGGGAUGGCUGUGCCCAAAGCGGCAGGGCGCCACGUCCUCCUACGGUAAGCAGGACGGCUGGGGCUGCAGACCAUGGACUCACUGAGACGGGCAGAGGUGUGAAAAUGUCGAGCGGCAACCGGUCCCUGGUGGUGGACUUCAUUGCCUACAAGCUGGCGCAGCGGGGCCACAGCUGGCGCGAGAUCGAGGGGGACGGCGAGGAGCGGACGGAGCUGUCCGGCGAGAUGGGCAGCGGCAGCGGCGGCGUCCUGAACGGCGGGAGCCCCUCCUGGCACCCCAGCCCCAGCCCGGUGGUCAACGGGGCGGCCAGCAUUCACCCGGCCCUGCUGGAAGAGCUGAGCGACGGCCCCCAGGAGGCGGUGAGGCAGACGCUGCGGGAAGCCGGGGACGAGUUCGAACUGCGCUACCGGCGGGCCUUUAGCGACCUGACCUCGCAGCUCCACAUCACCCUGGGCACGGCUUACCAGAGCUUUGAGCAGGUGGUCAACGAACUUUUCCGGGACGGGGUGAACUGGGGGCGGAUUGUGGCCUUUUUCUCCUUCGGAGGGGCCCUGUGCGUGGAGAGCGUCGACAAGGAGAUGCGGGGCCUGGUGGGAAGGAUCGCCACCUGGAUGGCCACCUACCUGACGGAGCACCUGGACCCCUGGAUUCAAGACAACGGCGGCUGGGUAAGUCUCGGGCUAAACUUGCAAGGUUGAGGUUCUC
Molecule: messenger RNA, 854 nt
Organism: Pseudonaja textilis
Lineage: Eukaryota; Metazoa; Chordata; Lepidosauria; Squamata; Elapidae
Gene: BCL2L1
Product: BCL2 like 1
Biological process (GO): extrinsic apoptotic signaling pathway in absence of ligand; regulation of apoptotic process; release of cytochrome c from mitochondria
Cellular component (GO): mitochondrial outer membrane
Molecular function (GO): BH domain binding
Source: RefSeq, a predicted model, not a curated record